AUGUAUUCAUCUUCAAACUCUUUCCUAGGAGGUGCGAACAGCGCGCGUCCAGGCCCCGGCCCACUUGGCCAGCAGCAGUCCUUCUCCAAUUUCCAGCCAAUCCCCCAGCAGCCGCAACAGCAGCAACCACCCUUUGCGUCUCAACCCACCGGCUUCGGUGGAAGCUCUAUACAGCCACAGAUAACGGGAUUCCUGGGUCCGGGCCAACAGCAGAGCUUCCAAGCCCCUCCUCAACAACCUCAAUUCACUGGCUAUCCGCCCCAGAACCUGCCCCAACAAACAACCUCCUUUCAGCAACCACGCCUGCAGCCUUUUCAGCCUCAGCAGCCGCAACAGCCACAGCAGCCUCCAGCAGCUCCUCUGAAGCCUCAGCAGACUUCUUCGCAGAUCGCGCAAUCAUUCAGUACGGGGUCGGUUCCGCAUGCUUCGACGCAGGCGCAGAGCAAGCAGUCAAACAAGAUUCCCAACAUUAGACUGUCCUUCAUAACUGCUACCGACCAAGCAAAGUUUGAGCAGUUGUUCAAGAGUGCUGUAGGGAACGGACAAGCCUUAGAUGGCGAGAAAGCGAAAGAUCUGUUACUGCGCUCGAAGCUUCCAGGCAAUGUGCUAUCACAGAUAUGGAUUCUGUCCGAUACCACCAAGUCGGGCCAGCUUUUAUUCCCAGAGUUUGCGCUCGCAAUGUAUCUGUGUAAUUUAAGCCUGACUGGCAAGAGUCUGCCGUCAUCCCUACCAGACAAGGUCAAGAAUGAAGUUUCGAGUAUGGUGGACAUAAUCUCGUUCAAUGUUGCGGAUGAUCGAGCUGCAGCCGCAACACCCCCUUCCAAUGCCCCCAAUUUCGAAGCACCGCUGCGACAAAAUACGAUAUCACCUCCUGCACCACAGGCGCCUCAACCGCAGCAAGCAUCGAAUCAGCAACUACUCACCCAGCUCACCUCCCAGCCCACCGGCUUCUACAACCAAGCGACAGGUUUUCAGCCAAGCCUUCCGCCUCAGCAGCAGCAAACGGGGUUCAUGCAGAACCCACCAGCGACCGGCUACAGUGGUCCACGACCUCCAAUGCCGCCGAUGCCUAGCUCGUUCGUGAACAGCAUGUCCCCACAGCAGACAGGAAGUGGCCCGUUACAGGCUCAGCCGACUGGAAUGCCCGGCCAAUGGGGCUUUGUCAAUGCCCCGUCGACAGGACUGCCCAACAUUGAAGCGUUGCAGCAGCGCCUUAUGCCGCAAGCAGGGCGAGAGGGAGGUUAUACAACGCAAGGACUAUCCGGUACGGCGAAGGUGCCCUGGGCUGUCACAAAGGAUGAGAAGAGGAUCUACGACCAGCUUUUCAGGGCCUGGGAUGGCUUCAACAAAGGCUUCAUAUCGGGUGAUGUGGCGAUUGAGAUUAUGGGCCAAAGUGGUUUGGACAGGAAGGAUUUAGAGGCUAUUUGGACCCUCUCUGAUCCCAACAAUCGAGGUCGACUUGACAUGGAUGAGUUUGCGGUGGCAAUGCAUCUGAUGUACCGGAAAUUGAACGGUUACCCAGUACCCAGCCGCUUACCACCUGAACUCAUACCGCCGUCAACGAGGAACUUCAACAAUUCAAUUGAUACCGUCAAAUCCCUACUAUCGCAAGACGCAGAGUCACGGAAGUCUUCCGGUGCAUUUCUUCAGCCCCAGCGGACUGGCGUCAGCUAUCUUAAAACACAUUCCUUCCGGAGUGGUUCAAGCUCACCCUCGUUCGGUCGCAAAGACGCAACUGUAUUCAGGAACAACGACGACGACAUUGGCUACAAGUCUAGCGCUCGCCGACGAAUUGGCGCUGGUGGACGGACGCCUUCGCCGUCCCAUUCGGACGCGGGAACAUCCGAUGCGUCCUACGACGACAUGACUCUUGAUCUGAUUCGGAAGAAGAUUCGUGAGAAAAGAAUCCUGAUUGAUGCUACCGAUUUCAAGGACGAGAAUGCAGCUGAUGAAGAUGACGUGCUGGAUCGCAGAGACAGACGGGAAGCGGAAGACCUGUUCAGACAGAUCAGAAGACUUCAGGAUGAUAUUGACAGCCACCCCAACUCUGCAUUUCAUUCUUCGGACUCUGGCGCAGAACGACGUUCCAUGCGCCGAGAACUACAACGCUACCAAGACCGAAUACCGUCGCUUGCGUCAGACGUGCGCAAGUUAGAGAGAAGUAUUGUGGAGGCGAAGCUGGAGUUGUUCCGGUGCAAGGAUGCCAGGGCUCAUCCAAACGCCAUGGCUAAUAUAGUUGGUACUGGCCCUGGUGGUGAAGUAACAGAAGGUGAUCGCAUCAAGGCUCGCGCCAGAGCCAGAAUGCAAGCGAGAGCUGCUGAGUUGUCUGGUCGACCUGUGCCUGCUGCCGAUGAUGAAGGUGCGGCGCAAAGAAGGCUCGAAGAAGAGAGUUCUCGUAUUAGAGCUGAGCAAGAACGGAACGAGCGUAUGGCCCGUGAUGUGGAGGACAGCGUCAAAGACUUUGCAUCUGCUCUCGAAGAUGGUCUACGGGAUCAAGGCGAGAGCGCAUCCCAGGAGCAUGAGCGCAGACGCUGGGAGGAAGCUUUAGGGGUUGAGAACGAGGUUAAAGACCUCAUCUUCGACCUGCAGCGUGGCAGCAGAACCGCACGCGUUAGGAAGGACGAACAAAAUUCCAGAGACACUCGAACACCAUCAGCUCCCGUUGAUGAAGGGAAAAGGGCGGCUACAAAUGGAAGCCUUCCUUCGAGAUCUGUUGCUCCACCACCUCCUGCAUCCUCAUCCUCAUCCUCCUCCUUGACCACCGGCAACAGCCACCAAGAUCGUAUCGCUUCAGCUAAGGAGAAGGCUUUGAAACGCAUUCAAGACCGUAUGGCUGCAGCUGGACUGAAACCAGCCGGUGAAGCAGGAGGGGAAACCCUCCAGCAACGACAGGAAAGGGAGAAGCAGGAGCGAGAAGAGCGGUUGAAGCAAGCAGAAGCUGAAGAUGCCAAACGCGAGCAAGAAAGACAGCAACGCCUUGCUAGUGAAGGUGCCGCGCGAUCGCCCUCGUCUGCCAAACCCAGUAGCAAGAAGCCUCCUCCACCGCCGUCGAGGAAAGGCAGGCAAGACAGCGUAGACCUCAGCAACGACAAGAGGGCGGCUGAUGCAGCUGCCAAGGCCAAGGCGGACGACGAAGCAGCACAGGAGAUCAAAGCAGAGCAACAGGCACAGGAAGCCACGCGUAAACAGAUUGAGCUUGAGACGAAGGCAAAGGAGGACGACUUUGAGAGAGAACAAGAGGCUGCGCAAGCUCGACUGAAGGCUCUCGAAGAACAAGUGCGGCAGGGCAAGAUCAAGAAGCAGGAAGAGAAGGCCCGAAAGAAGGCGGCUGAAAAGGAAGCCAAGGAGAAAGAGGCCAAGUUGGCAGCCCAACGAGCCGAGCUAGAAGCCGCCCGAGAAAGAGAAAGACAGUUACAGCUCCAACUCGAGAGCCUCGGAGACGACUCGUCCUCGGAUGAAGAAGGUCCGCAGGAAAUCACUCCGCAAGAUACCACACCUUCGACGAGCCAGGUCUUGCCGACCACUGCCUCGAUGCCCGCCCCAGCACCGGCUCCCGCUCCUCCUGCUCCUCCCGCUCCUCCUGCUGCAUCAUCAACGAGCAGCAGCGUGCGGGAGGCGACCCCACUGAGCAGUCCGCCAAUGACGAACUCCACACCUGUGGUCGAGCAAUCUAGGAAUCCAUACUUCAAGAGGAGCUCGGUGUCUUCAGAACCGGGGCCCCCUGCCGCUGCUCCGCCCGUGCCGCACACGCAGCCGUUCCCGCCACCCGCUGCGGUUUCCUCUACGAAUCCAUUCCACCGUGUUGCUCAGCAAGAAGCGGCUAAGCCGAUGGUGCCCACAUUCACAGGAGCGCAGUCGCGCCGGCGACAGGAGAGCGACGAGUGGUCCAACGUCGACAGCGACAAAGAUGAUAGUGACAAUGAAGAUGAACCCCCGGCUGGGGGAAGUGCCAAACACCUGGCCAGUAUUCUGUUCGGAACCAUGGCACCACCUAGACCUCUUUCGGCGCAGGAUAACAGCAAGCCAGCAACCCCUGUCCAGGAUGCGCCUUUACCCCCAUCCACAAUGCCUGGCUCUUUCGAUGAAGCAGAAUUUUCGGAAGUCUCUCGCUCACCCCAAGUGCCCGAUAACACGCCUUCACCGCUCGCUUUCCCGCCUCCACCACCACCCAUGCCUAGCACUGGCGCGCCAAGUGCGCCCCCACCUCCACCACCCCUGCCCGAGAGUGGUGCUCCGGCAGCUCCUCCACCUCCUCCACCACCUCCUCCUAUGGUGCCGCCUGCGCCAGGAACUACUGUUCCACCCCCUCCGCCCAUGCCAGCGUCUGGUGCAACGCCUGGUGGAGGUGGUGUGGGAGCGUUGCUUGGCGAGAUUCAGGCUGGGAAGGGCUUGAAGAAGGUGCAGACGAAAGAUCGGAGUGUUUCUGCUGUCGCUGGAAGGGUGUUGGAUUAG
Endocarpon pusillum Z07020 is the source of this 4452-nucleotide messenger RNA. RefSeq names its product Actin cytoskeleton-regulatory complex protein pan1. Lineage: Eukaryota; Fungi; Ascomycota; Eurotiomycetes; Verrucariales; Verrucariaceae. Gene Ontology annotation, molecular function: actin binding; calcium ion binding. The coding region runs from base 1 to 4452 and encodes 1483 amino acids. The transcript has 3 exons. The record is from RefSeq and is a predicted model, not a curated record. Gene Ontology annotation, biological process: endocytosis; endosomal transport. Gene Ontology annotation, cellular component: plasma membrane; cytoplasm.